Messenger RNA from Danio aesculapii, 927 nucleotides. Its product is annotated as RING finger protein 122. The transcript is spliced from 6 exons. The coding region runs from base 198 to 584 and encodes 128 amino acids. Lineage: Eukaryota; Metazoa; Chordata; Actinopteri; Cypriniformes; Danionidae. The record is from RefSeq and is a predicted model, not a curated record.
UUUAUUGUUUCUCUUGAUGUGUGAGGUUUGAGUUUCUGCGCUCCGUUACAGCAGAGAUUUGACUUUAUUCACGUUUAUAAACACUCGAUACUGUUGAUGAACAACUUUCAGAAAACACAGCCGGUGAUUCUGUCCGAGAAUGAAGAUUAAACCCUGAAGAGAAGCCUGUUUAUAAUGGGUGUGUGUGUUUUUCCAUCAUGCCUCCGGUCACGGCUCAGGAGCUGCCGCUGAACACAUACGUGGUGCUCUUGGGUUUGGGACUCUUCAUCUUGAUCCUCAGCCUGAUCUUCUGCUGUUUCUUCAUCAGUAAACUGAGGCAUCAGGCUCGUAAUGUGAGAGCUGGAUACAAGAUGGUUGUGUUUAAGGAUGAAGCAGUGCUUGAACACGUGGUAACGUGUGCUGUAUGUUUGGAGGACUUCAGGACGAGCGAUGAGCUGGGUCUGUUAGCCUGUAAACAUGCAUUUCACAAGCGGUGUCUGCUGGACUGGCUAGAGAUCCGCUGCUCCUGUCCAAUGUGCAACAUCUCCAUCAGCGGAGACACGGCAGAAAACCAGCCUGCAAACCUGCUGGAUGAGCUGAUGUAAACCUGAAGAAAACCUGCUGGAUGAGCUGAUAUAAUCUAAAGAAAACCUGAAGCAAGAGCUGAUGUAAACCUGAAGAAAACCUGCUGUAAAUCUGAUGAAUGAGCCGAGGUUAUCCUGAAGAAAACCUGAUGUAAACCUGCUGGACGAGUUGAUACAACCUAAAGAAAACCUGAGGCAAGAGCUGAUGUAAACCUGAAGAAAACCUGCUGGAUGAGCUGAUGUAAACCUGAAGAAAACCUGCUGGAUGAGCUGAUAUAACCUAAAGAAAACCUGAAGCAAGAGCUGAUGUAAACCUGAGAAAAACCUGCUGGACGAGCUGAUAUAACCUAAAGAAAACCUGAAG